Molecule: messenger RNA, 801 nt
Organism: Melampsora larici-populina 98AG31
Lineage: Eukaryota; Fungi; Basidiomycota; Pucciniomycetes; Pucciniales; Melampsoraceae
Exons: 4
Coding region: 1-801 (266 amino acids)
Biological process (GO): SRP-dependent cotranslational protein targeting to membrane, signal sequence recognition; SRP-dependent cotranslational protein targeting to membrane
Cellular component (GO): signal recognition particle, endoplasmic reticulum targeting
Molecular function (GO): 7S RNA binding
Source: RefSeq, a predicted model, not a curated record
AUGGCACCAAUUGCACCAGAGGAUGUUGACGAUUUCGAUUUUCCACUCGUAGAAGCAUCAUCUUCAUCCGCCAUACCUGGAAGUUCUCUACCACAUCCGAUGGCCUCGGGAUCCGUACCACCCAAUAUGGCGGAUCUGGCCAGUAUGUUCAGUGGGAUGAUGGGUGGAAGUAGUGGGAUGGGAAUGAUGCCACAAGAGAAACGAGAACCUGAUAGAACCAGAUGGAAAAAUUGGGAAACCAUUUAUCCGAUCUAUUUAGAUGCUAAAGUACCAUAUAAGACAGGUGGAAGACGAGUUAGCUUGAAGUACUCACUACGGUGGCCAUUAGCUCAUCAUAUUCAACAAGUUUGUAGUCAAAUCGGAUUUCCAGCUCAAUUAGAGAAUGACAAGACCCAUCCUUCGGAUUGGCAGAACCCAGGUCGAGUGAAAGUUUUGAUCAAGAAAGGAGGAAAACCGACUGUUAGGUCCAUCAAAGAUAAAUAUACGCUUCUCUGUCGACUCGGUACUCUUUUGCGACCACUUGAAUCAAAGCGAUUAAAUCUACCGCCACCUACAAUUGAUGACAGAAUCAGUGGACCAUUGCCUCUGAUCUCCUUGAGACUUCCAUACAAUUCACCAGCAGUCUCACAUGGAGUCUUAGAAGCUGCCGAUUCUCAAGCUCCAGAGAUUACAACAGAUGAAAUCCCAUCAAAUGAUUCAAAUUCAAAAUCCAUCGAGUCAAAAAAGACAAACAAAACUUCCGCUCAAAAACCUAGUUCAAAACCACCAGGUUCUUCUAAGAAGAAGAAAGGAAGAAAGUGA